Messenger RNA from Xenopus tropicalis (tropical clawed frog), 7153 nucleotides. RefSeq names its product dimethylarginine dimethylaminohydrolase 1 (gene ddah1). Lineage: Eukaryota; Metazoa; Chordata; Amphibia; Anura; Pipidae. The record is from RefSeq and is marked validated.
AGUGUGCAUGAUUGUAGCUGCUGCCAGUUAAACACUGCCCAUCCUAUUGCAAAGCUACUGUAUUCAUAGCCAGGUGCCAUGGCUGGACUAGCUCUGUCAGGCUUUGGGAGAUGCACCCAUGCUAUAGUUCGUGCAAUUCCUGACUCUUUAUGUCAAGAAGCUCUGAGGACAGAGAAAGGCAGUGUGGUGGAUAUCUCUCUGGCUAGGAAACACCAUGAGCAGUAUGUUGGGGUGCUGAAGAAUAAACUGGGGCUGAGUGUGAUAGAGCUUCCAGCAGAUGAAUGCCUCCCAGAUGCACCCUUUGUGGAAGAUGUGGCUAUUGUGUGUGAGGAAACUGCCCUGAUUACCAGACCUGGGGCACCUAGCAGGAGGAAAGAGGCUGAAGCUGUGAAGAAAGCACUGCAGGAUCUUCAGCUAAAUGUGGUAGAAAUGACAGAUGAAAAUGCUACUUUAGAUGGGGGAGAUGUUUUGUUUACAGGAAGAGAAUUCUUUGUGGGUUUGUCUAAAAGGACCAAUCAACGUGGUGCUGAAAUUCUGGCAGAUACCUUUAAGGAUUAUGCCGUUUCCACUGUGCCAGUGUGUGAGACAUUGCACUUGAAAAGUUUCUGCAGCAUGGCCGGACCAAACCUCAUUGCCAUCGGCUCGAGCGAAGCUGCCCAAAAAGCUCUAAAGACCAUGCAGCAGAUGAGUGAUCACCGCUACGACAAGCUGACAUUGCCUGACGAUGCUGCAGCUAACUGCAUUUAUUUGAACAUUCCAAGCAAAGGGCACGUUCUGCUGCACCGUGCACCUGAAGAUUUUCCAGAGAGUGCAAAGGUCUUUGAAAAGCUGAAGGAACACAUGCUGAUUCCACUUCCCAACACUGAGCUUGCAAAAGUAGAUGGAUGUCUGACCUGCUGCUCCCUCCUUAUUAACAAAAAGACAAGUCUUUGAGUUGGUUCAAAGCCCAUGUAAAUGGCUAUACUGUACGUGCCAGAUAGCAGAGUCUGUGGCCACUUACAAUUUGUUGAUUUGUACUGACAAUCUACCACUGUGCUACUAAAUCAGUUCCUAUUUCUGUUCAGGUACUAUUCCCGUGUCUUGUGGUUGAAUAGGGCUGGCCAAAUAUUGCCAUGAAUGAGUCUAUCUCAUUCAAAUCUCUGACCAAAUAGUUUCAGGUCAUUUACGUUUUCCAGAUAUCCGUGUCAUUCAUUGUCACGGGGCUGAGUUGCUCAGCCAAAUCUAGUAACGCUUUGGACUUGAAACUUAAUAUGUUGCUUUUUUAAGUGAUCUAAGACAACCUGACGCACCAACAUACUUUGGGAGGGUCAUAUUUACUAAGUGCUGGUCAGGAUUAAUCUCACAAGCUGUAAAUUUUAUGUGCAAAAAAUAACUGGAGUCUGAGCUGUGUCACUUCGUCAUCUGACUCAUCUGCAGCAUUUACUUUGUAAAGGAACCCUGAUAUUGAUGCACAUUGUUGCAUUAGCUUUCAAAGGUUACUUUUAGGAACCUGUUCCUUUAAUUAUAUCUAGGAGGCAUUAAUGCAUAAGAAGCUUCUGCUGCUCACAAUUUUCUUAACGGCAUACCAAACAUUCUUUUUUAAAGCUAGAAUUUGGUGAGCAAAAUUGACAGUGAACUGUUGAUCGCAGGUGUGACGCUGCAUGUUGCAUCUAACCUGUGUUUGAGUUCAAGCAGCAUAGAAAACAAUGAGCUCUCUUAAAACAUACGUUCCAGUGUGGUGGAAUAGAUUAGAAAAGCUACCACACGGGAAUGCAUACUAUAAAAUGCCUGUCUGUAAGAGACUUUAGUGUGCUUAUGUAAUAAAAGGCACUGCGUUUGUCCAGGGGCAGUAACCCAUAGCAACCAUGCAGUAGGUAGCAUUUACUGGUCACCUGUUUAAAAGCAAACAUCUUAUUGUUUGCUAUGGGUUUCUGCUCCUGGAAACAUAGUGCCUUUUAUUACAUUUGCCUCUAGAACUGUUGCAGAAAUAAAAUUCCCAGCAUUCUUCUAAUGAAGAGUGCUCACCAGUGUUGCAGUUAGUCUACAAAGAAUCCUGAAAGAAGUACAAGUUAGCCCUAUACAAGUUACAUUGGCCACAGCAGAAUACAACCUUGGACACUUUUCACUAUUAUAUGAUCUAUUUUGAUUCUCAUUAUCAGAACUAAUAUUUGUUUUUUUUAUUAGACUUCAAUGCAGUAAUACAAUGCUGCUAGCUCACUGCAUAAUAACUGCAUAUUAAAAAAGGAAUGCAAAAUAAGGCAGAACAAUAGAUUGCUGUCUGUUUUAUGUAGCUCUUUAUCUUUCUGUUUGCUACUUUAAUUUGCUCUAAUGCUGCUUUGUGCAUUUCACCUGAAGAGUUAUAACAGAUAAAGAAUAUGGCUGGAGCCCAAGUACCCACACAGGUGUAUCAUGGCAGCCGUGCCAUGCAAUGAAGCCAUAGCAACCUACCAGCUUUCUUUUCUAAUAUACACUAGACCAGGGGCCCACAACCUUUUUUACUUUGAGCCACAUUCAAAUGUAAAAAGAGUUGGGGAGCAACGCAAGCUUAAAAAAAUGUUUCUACUGGUGCCAAAUGUGGGCCAUGAUUGGCUUUUUGGUUGCCCCUAUGUGGACUGUCAGCCUACAAAAGGUAAGUACAUCUGGGAUUUAUGCAACCAAGUAAAAAAUUCAAAAAUAAGCACCUGCUUUGAGGCCAGUGGGUGCGACAUGUUGCUCCCGAGCCAUUGAUUGGGGAUCACUACACAAGACUAAUUAUAGCCUACUGCUAACCAGUUGCUAAAGAUCACUGCACUAGUGCAACAGGUAAAUGCGCCCUAAGAAACCUAUAUGUAUGGCCCAUAGCCACUAUGGACUAAUAAAAUAGGUGACUUGAGACCAGCUCCUGAAGCAUCUGUGAUACAGGACUAGGUUAAUCUUAAAUAAAAGUACAUCUCAUUUAAUGUUAUGAAUAUCCCAUUGCAGUUUGUGGGACAAUGUGUGAUGUGUAAUUUUUCUCAUCAUAUUGUAUUCAAUUUAAAUAUGGUUCUUUCCAGGUGUUAAAGAAUUCAGGAUUUUUCCUGGCCUGGAUAAGUCCAUAAAUGGAACAAUAAUCUGGAUAGUAUCUCUAAACAAAUGAAACUGCAGCCUGUCAGAAUAUACAUUAGCAGUUUUAUAAUCUGCUGAUAUUGUCAGACACGUUGUGCAAUACAGAGUAUAAAGUGCUUUCCUGUACUUCUAAAAUGACAUGUGUGAGAUUACCCAUACCUGUUUGUGUGUGGUUGCUAUGCAGCACUCUGAUGUUUUAAGUUGGUUACGAGUGAUGACAGCUUAUUUACAUUUAGGUACAAACUGAAGUUACAGGGGAACAUUGGGAAAUCUGAAAUAAGGUAUGAUGAAAAAAUUCUGAAUAUGUUGGAGGUGACAUCUUUGCAGUGUCAUAAAUAGAUUGAUUUGUAAUUAGAGUAAACCUGCAUAAUAUAAUAACCAGAAAAACUGACUUUGCAGUAUUAGACCCUCUCGAAGUCAGAGAAUCUCAUGAAAACUCUAAAACAUCCUCAAACCAUCUGUGCUUCAGUUCUGCUGAGUCAGCUGUCUGACUGGAACACCCUUGCCCCUCUGUUCUACAGUGGCUCAGUAGCUUUAAGGCUAGUGGAACAUGUGGCCUUCUGUCCACCCAUGCCAUACACUGGAAAACAGAGGCAGGAAGAACCCUGUCCACUGUUCAUUUGUCCUGAUUGUGCACCAGCCAAGGAACCUGCCAUGUAAUACACAGAGUGAUGACAGACAGACAGACCAGAUGUCACCCAUUGCCAUUUAAUACCUUCAGGACUGGUAGUAAGUAGACAUGACUGUUUUCUGCCAGAAGGCAGUGGUUGUCAAAAUGUAAAUUCUAAAGCUCAACUCUCCUUUUAUUUUUAUGGCACUAUGCUAGGUCUGAGUUGGCUACAUUUAAUUCUUUUUAAUUUGUGAUCGUUCAGUCUUAAAUUGCACUUGUAAAAAUGCCAGUUGCAAUUUUCUGCAACUUUGCUGUCCAACCAUCAAUAAAUGUGCCCCUUAGACUGUGGGUGGCAAGUUUGUCAUACCAGUCAAACCAUGAUUUACAGCAACACUUAAAAACUCUAUCUUGCACGAGCUACAAAUCAGGAGAUCUAUCGCCUAAUGUAGGUCUCAUUAUAAAUCAUACUGUAUAAGCAACAUGCAUAAACUAUGGCAACAGCACUAAAAGAAACAAGAUUAAAACUCAAUAAGGAAUUAAUCAUCCAAUCAGGAAACAUCGUGUGACAGGGUAUCCACCGCAAUCAUGGAAAAGUCUAUGAAAACCAUACCACAAGUGCUUUAUGUCCCUGCUCCAUAAGGGCUAUUACCAUGGAUAACAGAGCACAGUAGGCAAUGGAAUUUACAGUGUAUCUGGAACAAUCACAAUGUAAUAUCACAUAAUCCAUCUUACAAAACGAAAGCAAUGAAAUAUCAAGUCAGGAACAAAACACUUUUAAAUGUUUAGACUAUUUUAUACUUCCUUUUGUCUUUAAACAUGUCUUUGAGUAAUGUGAUAACUACUCAGCCUUCCAUCCUAUUAAAAUAUAUAUCUUUCAGGAAAUUAAGCGGGAAUGGAAGGUUGCAUUUGAUGUUUGACACAGGAAUCAAAGUUGGAAUGCAUGCAGACAGAAUCCAGCAGAGACUGCGCUGUCAUGUGCAACCAAUAUAGCUCUUUUAUAAUAAAGUAAACUACUGGCUUGCUUGGUUGAAGUUACAGUACAUGGACAAGAAAGCUGAUUAAUGGCAGCACAUGUGCGUCAUGCUUUGUUUUAUUAUUGCAAUUUUUUAUGGGUUUCAGAACACAGAAACUUCUGGAAUUUGUUAAGCAGAAUUGGAAAAAUCCAUGAGCUAGACAGGACCAGCAGAGGGCGAUUUCCAGGCUACACUACAGCAGAGCAGGCAUGUUCAGGUGCUGAUUUUAUAGCAGCAGCAGUACCUGUUAUUCAGUGAUACAAAUAUAAACCCAGCAACUCACACAAAAUAGAAAUAGUUCUAGUUAGUCAGGAUUAUCCACCCAGAACUUUCUCCUAUAUAAUAUUGAGAUAUGCUUUUUUCUUGCUCUUUAGCACCAAAACUAAGGCUUUGCUAUUUUACACUGUGGCUAUAAAUUGUGUAAAGGUAUAUGAUCAAGACACUCUUUUAACCCAUUUCCUUGAUGGUGUCCCUGCAAAAGUACAGAGCUCUUGGCCACCCUGGAGGCCUCUUAUGUCUUGCACUAAUGCCUGGUGCUUUUCUCUUUAAAUAGUGCAAAAGCAAAAAGAUUGCUGUUUGGUACUUUGUGAUGGUCUGUGACCUUCCAGAUGCUGCAUGGUAUUACUUUGGUUAGCUCUGCUGUAUGCCUAUACCAGUGUUUUAUAGUAAUAAUGCUUAUUCUCGGCACUUUGUGGGGGACACAUUUGUUUAUUAGUUUAAUUCAGACACCAGACACUACAGUGUGAACAAAUUUUGCCCAUUUCUUGUCCCAUUUUCAUGUUUAUUUCCAAGCAGAAGUUUGUAAAUCCACAUCCUGGGGUGGUUUUUCCAUCUGUUAUGAAACAGCAGAAAAAAAAACAUCCUGAAUAUGCUGCAGUUUGCCAGAUUUUCCCACUUUGGCAAAUACAAAUGAUGAACAUGACUAUUCAUUUAAAUACCAUAAUAGAUCAAUGUGGGGCCAACUUAUUCUUAAUUCAUCCUAACACUAAUCUGAUAUUCUGCAUAUUUUACUGUGCCUUCGCAUAUUCUUUAUACACAAAUAUAUACACAAAUGCUGUUUCACUUUUAAUCUUUCUAAAUAAGCAAAUACAGCGUACCUUUUCUACAAUUUCCCUGACUUCCUCUCUCUCUGCCUUCUUAUUCUUGCUCUGACCUCUGAUUUGAUGUCAAAGCUCUGUGGCUUUUGCAAAGUGCCUAAGGUCACGCUGUUUGGUCUAUUCUUUUGUAAGGUGAGCACCAUAUAUGCAUAAAGUUGGACUGGCCUAACAGAGGAUCUCCUGAUGGGCUCAGACCCUAGUGGGCCCGGCCUAGGACAAGUCCCAUCAGCCUAAAUUCCUCUUCACACUAAAUAAUAGCAUGAAAUAAAGUCUAAAAAGACCCAGAGUGGAUUAUUAUCUCCUUCAAGACAUACAGUUGGUUUAAAUCUCUAAUACUAAAUUGCUGUGAGAGUGGUAGGCCUUGCAAAUGAAGUGCACAACUGAUUCCAAACCACUGCUUGGCACACAAAGCUUGUUUCGAGACUUAAUCAGGGUCCCCUGAGAAUGUUAGAUCCUUGUUUAGUGUUUAGGAUUGUGUUUAUGUUGCACUAAUGACACAAAGCAUAUAAAACGAAAAUGACUAGGGGAAAUGUACCGUAGUAACAAAUGUAUAUAGUGAGUUCCAGGUUUUAAAUGUUAACAAUGUCAUGUGGGGAAAAUGUGACUUCUGUGCCUAUUUUCUACAUUUUGUCUCUACAAAUGUCCCCCACCCCCACAAACCAGAAUAUUAUCUGUGCCUCUUGUUUUUUUGGAGUCAGUACCCAGCACCCAAGUGAUGUCUAAUGGCCUAUGCCACACAGGGCAUAUUCUCAGUCUGGGUUUAUCCACAGGCUGAGAUUAUGCCCAUGUGGCAGAGGCCUAAGGCUGUUGUCAGUAGAGGGGCAACUUUGGCUUCUCUCUACCUGCAUUUUCUCUGCAGGUGGAAAGAAGCCGAUGACAGGCACAGCAUUGGCCAGAGUGCAGACAAUAAACAGAUAUCAGCGACAUCCACUACGUGUGUUGGCACUGAGGCCAGCGCUGUGCCUGUCAGUGCAGAGACAUCAUGGAGCAGAGGGGAAUGCAUCAGCUUCUCUCUGCCUGCUGAAAAAAUGCAGAUGGAGAGAAGCUGAGGCUGUGUUGUGUCAGAAAUUACACUGAGUGGGCAGCUAGUUCUAUAAAUGCAACUUGACUGUGCUUUGAUAAUAGCAGAUCAUGUCAGAAUAACUGAGCUCUCCUCAGGACACAUCCAGUAACAUUUGGUAUAAAAAUACAUGCAGUGAGUGUGCAUCACAGCACCAGAAUAUACAGCUUUGAGUAUAAUUUCUGUAGUAAAACCUAGAUUCUGUAUUGUUAGCAAUCCUUUUCCCUAAAGACAUCUGUGUAUUUCGUAGCCUUUUACAAUGGGAAACUGAGCAGUAUUAUGUGAAAUAAAAUAUCACCUGAUCAAUGCA